Molecule: messenger RNA, 3513 nt
Organism: Bombus huntii
Lineage: Eukaryota; Metazoa; Arthropoda; Insecta; Hymenoptera; Apidae
Product: F-box only protein 7-like
Exons: 5
Coding region: 138-971 (277 amino acids)
Biological process (GO): positive regulation of autophagy of mitochondrion; autophagy of mitochondrion
Molecular function (GO): protein kinase binding
Source: RefSeq, a predicted model, not a curated record
UUAGUAUGAAAUGAUGGCGUUAGUGGCGCAACCAUGUAGUAACCUAACUUACUAUAAACAAAACAUUACAAGUGCAGUGAUAGACAUUGUACCAUAACUUGUGUGUUGAGAGGUUAAAAUUAUAUUAGGAAAAUAUAAUGUUGAAAUCAAUUUUAGCAGAAGAAUGUACUCGUACCAAAUUAGCACCAUCGUUAGAAAAAGUAUUAAACGAUUUAGACAGAGAAUCCACGCAUCACGAUUAUAUUGUUGCUUUAAUAAUAGUAUUGUUAGCAGAGGCUGGCUUUUAUUUGUCAUCGUCAUAUAGUGACCGGCCACAAUGUCCAAAACUACUCUAUAUACCAAAAAGUUGGAAAUCGCGAGACACGGGAAUAUAUGAAAUGUAUUUUCAACUAGAAAGUGUUCCUGAUGUAGAAUGCAAACUAGUUGUAGUCCCUCUGGGAGACACAUUGAUUUUGAAUUUUUUUCCCCUUAUGGAUGGUAAAACGACUUACAGUAUAAGUGUACAGACUCUGAAGUAUGUUAAUCCUUACUCGAGUGAUCUUUGUGGACGGUACAUGAAUCUUAAAGCAAUAUCUCACAGGUUUAAGGAUCAAUUGUCUACACCAGUGCGUAAAGAUCUAUUUAUCAAAGCUGGUGUAAUGGGUCCUAGUCUUCAAACUAUUCCAAUUGAGUUGAAGUUCAGAAUUUUAAGACUGCUAGAUGCCUAUAGUGUAACAAAGAUGGCACAGUGUUGUAGAGAAUUCCGUGAUAUAUGCUCAGAAUCACAAUUAUGGAAGGAUUUACUAUAUAGGGAUUUUCCAGGAUGUUACCGUACAGUAUCAAAUGGCAAAGACUGCUAUCGUUUUAGAUUAUCACUGAACUGUUGUUCCAAGGAACUAAUUCCCGAAACAUAUCGGAAAAACUAUGUUGCUGGCCGUAAUUACCGCAAGAAGGUUUUAUUUCAAUUUUCGAUAAAGUAUAAUUUGAACUAAUCAAUCAAUCACAACACAAAUAGUCCUAGUACCAUUAACUAACUAUAGGAUAGACCUGGCAUUAUAUAGAAUUUCGUGUCUAGCUAUAAAAAACGCAAGAAGAUUUUCUAUGAGAAUUGUUUCACUUAACAGGAGAAAGUUAAUAUAAUAUCUAAAUAUUUUGAAAAAUUGAGAUCAUCUAUCGUGAUUAGGAAAUUUCAACAUCAAAGUAAUCUUUUAAAAUGGAAGUACAUAUUUUUAUUGUUAUAAAUUUUUAUUCUAAGCAAGCAAAUGAGCAGUGUGAUAUAAUUUCCAGCAUGAGUAUAUUUCUAAUGACAUAAUGUAUACAAGCAUGCAAUCCUACUAUUAGAAAUAAAAAUUUGCCGAAUGGUAAUCGUUUAUUUACAUUAAGGAUUAGAUCGAUAGAUGGCGAAAAUCUGUAUUUAAAAUUUGUUUCUUUAAUUACAUAUUGCAUAUGCCUAUCAUAUAAGUAGUUAAGACUAAAAUGCACGCCUUCCAGGGCAUUCCACGUCAAGUUCACUUGUUAACGAGUAACUGUAGUACAGACUAAAUUACCUAAGAUAUUUAUGGGAAUUUUUUGCGAUCUACACUGAAUUACAGAGAGCGUAGUUCUUAGCUUCAUAUCGUGUUCUAAAGAUUAAUUUGUUGAUAUAAAAACAUGAUUGUAAAGAUUAAUCUUUGGAAAACAAUGUUAAUUACCAGGUCUCAUCACGAGGAGGUGACUACGCAUACGAGACCCACCCUGGACCCCUAAUCCCAUUGAUUGGAAAUUGAAUAUCUUGAAAAAGCUUGUGGCAUUUGCACAAGCUUGAGUUUAGUAUGAUAUCUACUGAUAUACGAACACGGAAUACUACAGCUUACAGUAGUCGAUUGAAAUCCACUAAUUGUAAGAAAAAUAAGUGAGAAGCAUGAAUACGAAGGUAGAUUAUUGUGACGUAAACUAUUGAAAAAUAUUAAUUAUCAAGACCUACCCUGCACGAGUGUGAUGACACUCGCUGCAAUGAAUGGCUUUUCAGUUUAAAAUUGAGGUCGCAUUUCAGUUCAGAUUAUCAUAUUUGAAUCUUUAACCAAUCACCGAAGAAACCAAACCAUGCGACUCACCGUCGUAGAAUUGGAAAUUAGUUGCAACAAAUUCUUUGCUCAAGUCUAUGAACGUUGUUUCUUUUCUUCUCAAAUCCUUCUAUCGGUUUUAUAAUGGACACGCUUUGGUGGCAGAAAGAAACAGAACAGAAAAUAAAUUAUUAAAAUAUUAAAUAGUGUUUUGAAAUGUUAUAGAAACAGAAUAAUUAUUUCAUUGUUAUAAGGAAUUUAUUAAAAUUGUUAAAUAAUGUUUAAAGGUAGUGAAUAAUUAAAUUAAUGAUUUUAUGUUGUUAUAAACAGAUCUUUAAAAUUGUUAAGUAAUGUUUGAAAAUAUUAUUGAAAUAAAAUAAUUUAUUGACAAUGUUAAAUAAUAUUUAGGAAUGUUAUAGAAAUGAAUCCGUGAUUUCAUUGCUAUAAAUAAAGUAUUAGAAAUGUUAGAUAUCGCCCAGCUUACGAUAAUAUAAGUUUCCGUGUUGUCGAUGUGUACGCUGCGAAGGUUCAGGUAGUAGUAACGAUCUCCCGCUGUAGUAUCACUCAAAGUCAUCGUGAAUGUUUGGAGAAAGGGCAAAACUUUCGAUACGUCGAAAUCUGAUUUUCCUAUUAUAGCAAUCAAUAAUUUUUAGAUUAUUACUACACAUUUAUACUUUCGGCGAUUUAUUGUAAUAAUUAACAUUAUAAUUUACAUAUUUAUUGCAAGUUACAACUACAUUUAAAGUUUCAUGUCAUUAGUUUUUCACCUGUAAUUAUAUUAAUAUUAUAUUAAAUGCUAGUUUAUGAUGGAAAUAAUUAUGUUAUAAAAAUGAAGUUGACCAGUUAUCGUCAAUCAUGCAUGGCCACGGUAAAUGUACAUAUGGGUGGGGCAGAUAAAAAUAUUACAAGUUGUUUUCUUCGAAGCCAUUGCAGAUAUCAACUUGACAUUUUUUGGUGUUAAAUAGCACAGAGGGGUUAACACUUUAGGCUGUAAGAUAUUGUGCGGGUGAGUCUUUUGGAAAUGAAAGGGAUGUUACCCCAUUCUUUUUUAAUAGGGUGACAUUAAUUUAUCGAUAUUCGGACAGAUGUUAUCAAAUCUAACAACUUUUACCGAAGGGGUUUUUUUUACUUUACAUAGUUAAAGAGUUAUAGCGUAAAAUACCUUACGUAAGGAGAGUUUCGUGACGAUGUGGAAAGAUAUCAAAAGAAAUAUAUUAUGCUUUGAAAACACGCAUCUAUUCUUGUGAUAAUAGCUUUGCCAAUAUUUGAUAACAUUAUUGGAAUUAUAGAUUUACAUGCGGUCUGAAUUCAUUUUUGAAUAUCUUUUUUCAUAGUUAGUGUCGUUGCAAUCACUUUUUCCUUUACAUAGCUCAAUAAAAGAUAAUCAACUGACGUUAAAUUAGGUGACCUAUUUGAGAAAUAAUUUUCAAAGCAGAAUAAAUUUUUUUUAAUGUUUUCCGACACCUUCGUGGAACUUUCCUUGCAUAAGAUA